Messenger RNA from Sphaerodactylus townsendi, 1849 nucleotides. It is a transcript of the gene EARS2, whose product is annotated as glutamyl-tRNA synthetase 2, mitochondrial. The transcript is spliced from 9 exons. The coding region runs from base 133 to 1626 and encodes 497 amino acids. The record is from RefSeq and is a predicted model, not a curated record. Gene Ontology annotation, molecular function: tRNA binding; glutamate-tRNA ligase activity; ATP binding. NCBI's taxonomy places the organism in Eukaryota, Metazoa, Chordata, Lepidosauria, Squamata, Sphaerodactylidae. Gene Ontology annotation, biological process: glutamyl-tRNA aminoacylation.
GCGGGGCGUCCGAGCCUGCCCCGCCCCUCGGCCCCCUCGCGACGCGGCUGGAGGGAGACUUAUGAGAGGAGGAGGAAGAGGAGGGUAGAUUGCGCCUGGCCAGGGAAGCUCCAUCCGGCAGCAGCGCCCAAAAUGGGUCCGGCGGCGGCCUCGGCCUCUCUGCCGCGGGUGAGGUUCGCGCCCAGCCCCACAGGUUUCCUGCACUUGGGGGGCCUGCGGACAGCUUUGUACAACUACAUUUUUGCCCAAAAGCACGGAGGCCGCUUCGUCCUGCGACUGGAGGACACUGACCAGAGCCGGGUUGUCCCUGGAGCUGCUGCAGGGAUCGAGGACAUGCUGGAGUGGGCAGGCAUCCCUCCUGACGAGAGCCCUCGCCGGGGCGGUCCUGCCGGACCCUACCAGCAAUCUGAAAGGCUCGAUCUGUACAGGGAAGCCACCAAGCGGCUUCUCGACAAGGGGGCCGCUUAUCACUGCUUCUGUACUCCCCAGCGCCUGGAGCUGCUGAAGAAGGCAGCGCUGCAGAGCCAACAAACACCCCGUUACGACAACAGGUGCCGUCACCUGAGUCCCAAGCAGGUGGCUGAGAAGGUGUCUCGAGGGGCCAACCAUGUGGUGCGGUUUCGCUUGCAGGAGGGGGCGGAGCCUUUCUGCGACCUGGUUUACGGCUGGAGCAAGCACGAGGUGGCCAGUGUGGAAGGCGACCCGGUGAUCCUCAAGAGCGACGGCUUCCCCACGUACCACCUGGCCAACGUGGUGGAUGACCACCUCAUGGGCAUCAGCCACGUGCUCCGCGGAGCCGAAUGGCUGGUCUCCACCUCCAAGCACCUCCUCCUCUACCGGGCCUUGGGCUGGGACCCUCCUCGCUUCGGCCACCUCCCCCUGCUCUUGAACGCAGACGGCAGCAAACUGUCCAAGCGGCAGGGCCAUGUCUUCCUAGAACAGUUUGCUCAGGACGGCUACCUGCCAGCGGCUCUGCUGGACGCCAUCACCAACUGUGGCUCUGGGUUUGCAGAGAACCGGAUGGGAAGGACCCUGGAGGAGCUGGUUGCCGAGUUUGAUGUGGGCCGGAUUGAGAAGCACUCUGCCCUGCUGGAUCUAGAGAAACUGGGCGAGUUCAACAGAAUCCACCUGGCCCAGCAGAUUGGGGACGAGAGGCGACGGCCCAGCCUAAUUGCAGAGGUGCUGGCAGCUGCGGAGCAGGUCUAUGGGGAGCAGUUGAUGGACAGAGGGGUUCUCGAGCCCUCUUAUGUGGAACAGGUGCUUUUGCUGAGAAGGGGUCACAUCAGCCGUCUCCAGGAUCUGGUGUCACCCAAGUAUGCUUUCCUAUGGAUCCGCCCCACGGUGCCUUUCGAAGAGCUGCGAGCCAUUUCUCCAGAGGCAGAUGAGAUAGGCCGGCUGGUCCUUGGGUUGUUGGAUCGCCCGGCAGCUGCCCUGACUAUGGAAGAGCUGAACAGAGACUUGCGCCAGCUGCCAGAGCAGGUCAAAGGCACCCAGUUCAGCAUCAUGAUGAAGCUCCUCCGCAUGGCCCUCAGUGGCCAGCAACAAGGGCCAGCCGUUGCCGAAAUGAUGGUCUCCUUGGGCCGUGGAGAAGUUCGGACGCGGAUACGAAGGGCCUUGUGUGGCUGACCCAUCCUCUGGGGGAAAGAUGUGAUGACCCCGCUGGCCGGGGGAGUGUUGUGAUUGGCUGCCAGAUUGUCCGAACCAUCCAGACUUCCAGAAGACCUGUGAGCUGCUGUGGUAGGAGGACUCGAUGCUGAAAAAAAAUCCUAACAAAUUUCCGAAUACAAUCUCAUAGGUUGUUGAUCCAAAUAUAGCCUGUGGCAAUAAUAAAAAGCAGACUCAGACUGAA